Molecule: messenger RNA, 4158 nt
Organism: Phlebotomus papatasi
Lineage: Eukaryota; Metazoa; Arthropoda; Insecta; Diptera; Psychodidae
Exons: 3
Coding region: 1-4158 (1385 amino acids)
Biological process (GO): DNA integration
Molecular function (GO): nucleic acid binding
Source: RefSeq, a predicted model, not a curated record
AUGACGGAUGAGAAAAUUUCCCACAAUUUCACGAAGAGCACAGAUUACAAGAAAUUCAGUGCUAGGAAUGAAGUGAGUUACACUCUCCUCAAGCCACAAUACUUGGCAGACGGGAUGGCUGAAGGUGAAAGCAAGGUCACCGAGACGCUUCUAGAAGCUGUGGCUGCUCUACUGAAAGAGGUCAAAGAUCUCAAAUCCGAGCAAAAAGUGGUAGUCCCGUUGCAGCAAUCGAAUGAGGUUUCUGUGGAUGCUUUGUCCAGAGGCAUUUCCCCUUUUUCAUAUGCCCCUGAACAAAACCUCACUUUCGACAUGUGGUAUCAGCGCUACAAAAGCACAUUUUUGCUCGAUGGCAAGAAUUUGGAUGAUGCUGCAAGAGUGAGGCUGCUUCUUAGACGUCUGGAUGCAUCGUCUUAUGAGCGAUAUGCCAGCAAUUUGCUGCCACGUGAGCCAGCCAAUCUGAGCUUCGAUGAAAAUGUUGCAAAUUUAAUAAAGCUCUUCGGAAAGGGUGAGUCUUUAUUUUGUACACGUCGAAAGUGUCUUCAGCUUAUUCUCAAAGACACUGAUGAUCUCACAACCCAUGCUGGAGUGGUUAAUCGUCACUGUGAGGCAUUUAAAUUAGCGGAAUGUACUGCAGAUCAUUUCAAAGCAUUGAUUUUUGUCAAUAGCCUGCAAAGUGAAAAGUAUGUUCUAGUCCGGGAGCAAUUGUUGACAAAACUCGAGACGGAACCCGCGGAUAAAAUCACUCUCAAUUUUAUGGUAGAGGAGGCUCGUCGCCUUAUCAAUGUGAAAAGUGAUUCCCGCCUCGAUACUCCCGUAGCUAGUGUUAGUGUCUUAAAGAAAAAGGAUUUUGCGCCCAAGAAAGACAAACCCCCACCCGACGUGUCCAUUAUCUCAGCUGACACCUGGAGAAAGCUCAAACAACCCUCUCUCACACCUAUUUCUUUGAAAGUCAGGGAUGCCCAGUCUCACUAUAUCGAAAUGUUAGGAGAAUUUGAGUGUUCUAUUCGGCUUGGAGAAAAUGAGGUUAGGGGACGAUGUCUCGUAUCCGAGAAGACUUCAGGGAAUCUAUUCGGCAUUGAAUGGAUUGAGGCACUGGGAUUGUGGGAUUAUGCUCCGAGUUCCUAUUGUAACUCUGUCCAGCAGGAAAUCGACACUACCUCUGCGAUUAAGGAGCUACAAUCUACUUUUCCUGUGGUGUUUGGUACCGAAAUGGGUCAGUGCACGAAAGCCACUGCAUCCAUUCACCUCAAGCCUCAUGUCAGCCCCGUUUUUCGUCCAAAACGUCCUGUGGCAUUCCACCUAAUGGCUACGAUCGACGAUGAGCUUCAACGCCUGCAAGCUUCGGGAAUCAUCACACCCACUGAAUAUUCGUCGUGGGCAGCGCCCAUAGUCGUUGCUAGGAAGCCCAAUGGCCGCAUAAGAAUAUGUGGAGAUUAUUCAACUGGCCUAAAUGAAUCGGUUGAGAUGAACAAUCAUCCGAUCCCAGACCCCGACAGUCUAUUUAGCCAGUUUGCCAAUAAACGUGUCUUCAGUCACAUUGACCUAUCAGAUGCGUACUUGCAGAUCCCCAUGGAUGAGGAAUCGAGUCAAUUAUUGACAAUACACACUCAUCGUGGUCUAUUUCGAUUCAAUAGGUUGCCCCCUGGUAUCCGGAGUGCCCCCGGAAUAUUCCAAGAAAUCGUAGAAAGAAUGCUUCAAGGCAUUCCUGGGGUAAUUUCCUAUUUUGAUGAUAUCUGCGUGGCCAGCAGUGACACCAAAGAGCAUUUUGCCGUACUCAAAGAAGUCUUCAAGCGCCUGGAGGACUACAAUUUCCGUGUUAAAUUGGAGAAGUGCCGAUUUUUUUCGCGUGAAAUAAAAUUUCUUGGUGUCGUUGCAGAUGAGAAAGGCCUACAUCCGGAUCCCGAUAAAACUGAAGCAAUUUGCAAAAUGCCCGCUCCAUCCAAUGUGAGUGAACUUCGCAGUUUUCUCGGAGCAGUGCAGUUUUGGGGACGAUUCAUCCGAUCAAUGAGUGAGAUUAGAACUCCAUUGGAUCGCUUACUCAAGAAGGGUGUUCCGUGGAAGUGGACAGCUGAAUGUGAAGCUGCAUUCAAAAAGUUCAAGGAAAUUAUCACCUCAGACCUUUUGCUGACCCACUACGAUCCAAAUCUCCCCAUUGUGGUUGCCUCAGAUGCCUCUUCAUACGCUAUAGGGUCUGUAGCCUAUCACCAGUAUCCUAACGGGACACAGAAGGCUUUUUACCAUGCCUCCAGACGCCUGACGGAAACCGAACAGCGCUAUAGUCAAAUAGAAAAGGAAGGGCUUGGAAUCGUUUACGCUCUCAAAAAGUUUCAUCGCUUUAUUUAUGGGAGGAGAUUUACUUUGCUGACCGAUCACAAACCACUUGUGUCGAUUUUCGGAAGCAAGAAAGGGAUUCCGGUACACACAGCUAACCGCCUUCAAAGAUGGUCGCUGAUUUUACAAAGUUACGAUUUUGAGAUAAAAUUUAUCUCAACCGACAGUUUCGGGCAUGCGGAUGUGCUGUCGAGACUGAUCAGUGCAAGUCGACCACCCUUAGAAGAAGUCGUGAUUGCAGAAAUUCAACUAGAGGAGACUCAAGAUCGUCUUAUCGUUGAGGAAGCUUCUUCGAGACUACCUGUGAAUUUCAAUAUGAUCAAGCGCGCAACACAAUCUUCGGAGAGUUUACAGGAUGUUGUGAACUACAUCAAGGGCGGAUGGCCGACAUCACUGAAGUCAAUUCGUUCCAAGGAAGUAGCGAAGUAUUUCAAGAUCAGGAAUGCUCUCUCGCUUAUCCAUGACUGCGUGUUUUACAGGGAGAGAAUCGUUGUUCCAGAGCAAUUUCGCAAGAAAAUCAUCACUCAACUGCAUGAUGCACACCCUGGUAUGUCCAGAAUGAAGUCCAUAGCUCGAGGAUACGUUUUCUGGCCGGGUAUUGAUAGCGAAAUUGAGCAGAAAGUCAAGAGCUGUACAGACUGCGCCUCUGCCGCAAAAACUCCUGUGAAAGCAGAAUUAGCAUCAUGGCCGCUAGCUACACAUCCCUGGGAGCGAAUUCAUUUGGAUUAUGCCAAAUAUCGAGGUGAAACCUUCUUGCUAAUCAUCGAUGCGUACUCCAAAUGGCCUGAAAUUUUCCGAACUCCGUCAUCAACAACCACGCAAACAAUUCAAAAGCUCAGAGAGACUUUCGCACGAAAUGGUCUUCCGGAAACAAUUGUUAGCGAUAAUGGGACGCAGUUUGUAAGUGACGAGUUCGAGGAAUUUUGUCGGAUGAACGGCAUCAAGCAUCUUAAGACCAAUCCUUACUGUCCAUACAGCAAUGGGCAAUGCGAGAGGCUUGUGGAUUCAUUCAAGAGGUCGCUGGAGAAGCAAGGGAGGACAAUUUCUUUGGAUGUUGGUCUUCAAAGGUUCCUGGCAAACUACAGAACUACUCCAAAUGAAAAUUCACCUGAUGGAAAAUCUCCUUCGGAGGUGUUGUUCUCAAGAAAAGUUAGGACGAUUUUUGAUUUGCUCAAAUUUCGUGAUCCGCAGGACCCUCAACGAAACAAGAAAAUGGAAGAGCAAUAUAAUCGCAAACACGGUGCAAAGAAACGCUCAUUCCAGAGGGGGGAGGAAGUCUAUGCAAAGAAGUUCUUCCAAGGUGGAAAGUUCACAUGGGCUCCAGGAAUAGUGAUUGAACGUCGAGGCUCAGUCAGCUAUAAUGUGCGUUUAUCCGAUGGAAUCAUUAUCCGCUCACACAUUAACCAGCUUAGAGGCCGUUCAGCGAGUUCAGAGAAGACUACAGAUUCACUUCCACUGUUCUUCGCACCCAGUGAUACACCGACACACCCAACUCCUCGCCAGAGUCCCAACUCUGCGGAUGUUCCUAAGGAUUCCUCAACAGGAUCGAACAACUCUACUCCGAUUGCUACAACGUCGUGGAAACCAACACCAAUUGUCGUUAGCGACACUCCUGAUGGUUUAGGUUUGGAUACGUCGGAACCAGAAUUCCUUGGAUUUCCUGAAACUCCUCGUAAUACCACGCCAACACAGGAACCUGAGGAACCGAAAACACCGGACGCACCAAUUAGACCGUCUUCAUCGCCCAUAGCGCAACGUCUUCGUCCCGGACGUCCUGCUCCUGGGUCCUACACAGAAAGGAUGAGGGCACGUCGCCUCAUUCCUUAA